CACGAAGCUCAGAAAGUAAAGAUGGCGUCGUUCGUUUACUGUAGUUGUCAUAUAACGUCAAAAUAAUAGUUUUUUUAGUGUUCAUAGCCAUAAUGGAUCAUAAAAAAAGUCCAAUUCGAAGAGCUAAACGUCAAGCAAAAGUGUUGGAAGAUAAUUUCUGGGAUUGCAGUGUGUGUACGUUUAGAAACACGGCAGAAGCAUUUAAAUGCCUGAUGUGUGACGUUCGCAAGGGAACAUCGACCCGUAAACCUCGAAUAAAUCCGCAGCUAGCGGCCCAACAGGUAGCAAGUCAGUUCCUGCCUGCUACCAGUAAUCAAAAGAAGGAAAAGAAAGACAAGAAAUCAAUGAAAAAACGCAGACAUCCGCCACGACUGAAGAACGUAGACAGGAGCACGGCGCAAACCAGGGAAGUAACUGUGAACAGUGUUACAGUGACGAUUACUGAAUAUAAGCCAAAAAUUAAAACCACGGAGACUAUUUCUAGCAGCAGUUCUUCGGAUCACGGUUCACAAUCCGAGUCCAGCAUGGACGCGCGAUGAAAACAAAAAUCCAUGUUAAAGUACACAAAAAAUUAUUAAUUUAGUGUUGUGAC
This is a messenger RNA of Brassicogethes aeneus, 592 nucleotides long. NCBI's taxonomy places the organism in Eukaryota, Metazoa, Arthropoda, Insecta, Coleoptera, Nitidulidae. The record is from the annotation of a GenBank genome assembly.